Saccostrea echinata is the source of this 1376-nucleotide messenger RNA. RefSeq names its product Friend leukemia integration 1 transcription factor-like. The transcript has 8 exons. Bases 195 to 1034 code for a protein of 279 amino acids. Lineage: Eukaryota; Metazoa; Mollusca; Bivalvia; Ostreida; Ostreidae. Gene Ontology annotation, molecular function: sequence-specific DNA binding; DNA-binding transcription factor activity, RNA polymerase II-specific. The record is from RefSeq and is a predicted model, not a curated record. Gene Ontology annotation, biological process: regulation of transcription by RNA polymerase II; cell differentiation. Gene Ontology annotation, cellular component: nucleus.
AAUCCCAAGUGUGGUAUAAAUAAUACGCGCAAGAGCACUCUCGAGCCAGUUAGGAUAGCGUCUAUGAGAGUUGCAGUCGUAGUUGCAAGCAUACAUGACAGUGCAGCGUCUUCGAGGCAACAAAAUCCAAGAGUCAGUGCCUAGAGGGACAUUUAAGAUAACGUUAAAAAAUACAAAGAGCUUGUUUAAAAAGGAUGAAUAGUACAAAGGACCAGACACCGGAUUUGGUACAAAUCUUACAGUAUCUUCGCGACCCGCUAACAGAGUUUUCGGAAGUAUCACCUACGUCUCUACCAUGUAUAGGCGAUUCCCAGACAUCACCACUAAGAUAUGAACAAGAUCACUACGGAUGUAUCCCAGAAUAUACCACACUGCCCAGUACACCAUUUGAUCCAGCGUAUCUUCCAGAAACUGGUUCCGAUGGAAGUGAGGUUGAAGAUGAUUCAUCAGUGAUUCUAGAUUACACUCUUACGGAAUGCGCAAGCUGCGGCCAUAUCUUCUGCCAUAAUUGUUCAUACUGCCAAGGAUGUUGUUCGUGCUAUAACAACAACAACGCUCACCUUAACCAAUAUAAAGAUCCAUCUCACAGUCCCAUUGCCGAGGAAGAUUCAAAUGACUCUAUUGAAAAAAUCCCCAGCCUCCCCAGCAUAGACAUUUUUCGUGAUUUAGAGCGUCCUUAUCCUUCCCCGACUCACAACGAGACCGGAAAACGAAAACGAGGGGCGAAAAACAUACUUCUUUGGAAAUUUCUUUUGGCUGAACUGAGUGCACCGAAUGCAGGUUAUAUAAAGUGGGUGAACAAGGAUGAGGGAACGUUCAGAUUCAUGGACACUGUUGAAGUGAGCAGGCGAUGGGGACAGAAAAAACAGAAAACUGAUAUGAACUUCGAGAAACUUAGUCGUGGAAUUCGACACUACUACAAAAACAAGUUCAUGACUCGUAUCGAUGGUGUGCGACUGGUGUAUAAGUUCAACUGGUCGAAGAUACCCAAGGAAUGGCGACCGUGUGGUGUGUUUGGACAACCAAAAAAUUGAAUAAAAUGGCUGUCCAUUCCAAUCCGAGCCGGGAAAUGUGCAUAAAAUCCAAACAGUCAUGGCUUUAUUUUUCUGAAUUGUCUCGUGUUUGCUGCAGUAUGGAGGACGAUGAAAUCUCAGCUGUCCCUAGGGCAAUCUUUGUCGAUAUGAUGUGUUCAGACUUUCUAAUAGAUUUUUCUAGAAAGCUCAAUAUUUCAUCAUGUGUUCGAACAGUUCUUAUAAAAAUUUUAUAAAAUAUUAUAUAUAUUUUUACAUGUAUAUAUUGAUUUAUUAUCUGUAAAUAAACUACUCGUAUGCGUUGUUGUAUACUGCCGUUGAUUAAUAAAAUUAUUCUAAGUGGAA